Molecule: messenger RNA, 1704 nt
Organism: Fusarium coffeatum
Lineage: Eukaryota; Fungi; Ascomycota; Sordariomycetes; Hypocreales; Nectriaceae
Exons: 5
Coding region: 1-1704 (567 amino acids)
Cellular component (GO): mitochondrion
Molecular function (GO): molybdenum ion binding; oxidoreductase activity
Source: RefSeq, a predicted model, not a curated record
AUGCAGCCCGAUAUCCCUUACCGUCGUGAGUCUGUACCUCACAAGCAGCGCCCAGAUGAGUGGGUACUCGAGCAAGGUCUCGAAGCAGCCCGUCUCGGCAUCCGCAACCAAAGCAGUAUCCAAGUCAACACGGAAGCACACAGUCUCAAGCCCUCCGACACUUCACAGCUUGUCAGUUCGGGCGACAAUGAUCUUGACGUCCAAGAUGAGCGUGAAGGUUGGAGAGGAUACGUAGAAUGGGAAGAUUACCCUGAGAAGAAAGUCAAAGCUGCACAGCGCUUUAAGCGGUACAAGUUUCCCCCGCCGCCGGAGUUUCAGCUUGAGCCUCUUCCUGCUACGAAUCCUGUCCUGGAAGGAAAUAGGUGGAAGUUAUGGCACAAGGCUAUCGGAGGGGCUUUGACGAAGCUCCCUGAGAUUAGUUGGGAGACUGUUCUCAAGGAAAAACACCCGGAUAUGCUUCACCUUCUCGAAUUCCCUUACAAUGGCGAAGGGCCAAAGAGUCUUCUUACAAAAGACUACAUCAUGCCCAACAACCUCCACUUCGUCCGCAACCACGGCGGUAUCCCAGAUAUUGACCCAUCAGCCUGGGAUCUCCGUCUUGACGGUCUUGUUAACAAUCCCCAGACUCUUACCUUCGCCGAUCUUCAAGACGAAUCCAAAUUCCCACGCAUCACCAAACUCGUCACCUUACAAUGCAGUGGCACACGUCGCUUGGAGCAGAUCAUCGAAUACCCCGGCGAAGGCGACGAAAUGAUCAACGCGCCCUGGGCCGAAGGCGCCAUCGGCACAGCGAAAUGGACAGGCGUGUCCCUCAAAAAGGUAAUCAAGUACUGCGGCGGUCUUAAAGAUGGCGCGAAGCAUCUUGAGCUUUAUGGUGCGGAUACAUACUUCAAGGGUGGGCAGUGUAUGAAUUAUGUUGUUUCGGUGCCGUGGUCAAAAGUCAGGGCUAAUGAGGUUAUUCUUGCUUGGGAGAUGAACGGGGAGCCUUUGCCCAAGAUCCAUGGAGCGCCUGUUCGGGCGGUUGUUAUGGGGUAUAUUGGCGCGAGGAGCUGUAAGUGGCUUUAUAGAGUCAAGGCGAUUGAGACGCCGAGUUUGGCGCCUGUGCAGAGUAGGGAAUAUUUGUACUUUCAGCAGCAGACUGGAAAGCAUAACCAGCUGCCUACAAUGGGCAUCCAAAUUCAGGAGAUGCCGGUUAGUAGCGCCAUCAUGUCACCCUGGAACAAGGAAGUUGUCAUACACGAUGGAGAAAUCGAAGUCACAGGCUGGGCAUAUUCCGGCGGAGGUCGCUGGCCCGAACGUGUCGAAAUUUCAGCAGACGGCGGCUAUGUCUGGUACGCCGUACCCAUCGAAAACCUCUCCCCAAAGCACAAAUUCGCCUGGCGCACCUUCAAGGGCAAAGUCCCUUGCGACCACGAAGGCUGGAUGGAGCUAGUCGUUCGGUGCUGGGACAACAGUCUCAACACGCAGCCUAUGGAAGUACGACAUAGCUGGAAUUGGAGCUUGCAUAUAACAAGCAGUUGUCACCGUGUCAAGGUUUAUAGUGUUAAUGCGAAGAGAGAGGCUACGAGGAAGAGGUUGAUGGAGUUUAAUGAGCAUGGGGAAGGGUUUACGCCUAUUACUAGACCGAGCAGUUUUGUGCCGAUGAGUAUUGAGGAGUAUCAGAGGGUUACUAAGGAUGCGGAGCCUAGGGAUGUUGAUGAGUAG